AUGGACAUCAAGGCCGGUGUUACACUGCGGCUCCUCGAGACGUCCGCUUUUGGCCAUAAUCAGAGGUUGACUUGGACAGUGCUUCUCCAGUCUGCGCCCUUUACAAGCUCUGUCAGUCCUCCCGUCAGACCCGCCAACAAGGCCUUCCUCGGAUGGCAGCCAUCGCAGCGAACUCCUCUCGAAAGAGCGUUUGCACGUAGUGACGGAGUGUCGGGAAAAGACCGUGACUGGGACCUGGUGAGUCUACAGAAUCUUCUCUCGAUGCGAGAUCCGUUCCCAGUGAUUGAUUCGCAAACACAGGCAUUUGAUCUUGCAGAUAAAGGCCAUUGCUUAAAUGGCCUUCGGAACACCGUAUUUGACCUCGGUGAGAUCUCCCACCUCGACGCAGGAAGCAACUCGCCGGGCGCCGUCAGAAGAGUGCAUGAAAUCUUCCCUUGCCCUACCUUCAUGAGGAAGGUGGAUGGGAAAGACGUAAAGCAGGGGAAGCUCAGCAAUUGCUGGUUCGUCGCAGGCUUGACGGCUCUUGCGAACAUCGAGGACCGGCUAAGCCAGACGUGUGCUGCAUAUGACACAGAAAUUGGUGUCUACGGUUUUGUCUUCUACCACGAUGGUGCGUGGACCUACACUAUUAUCGAUGACACACUCUACCUUCAAGCGCCCUGCUGGGACUCACCAAGCAUCCAAAGAACGCUGCUGCAACAAACUGGGCGCGUCGAUGCGGAGGACGAAUUCAAGCAAACCCACCAGACCGGGUCGAAGGCCCUCUUCUUUGGCCAGUGUACAGACCAGAACGAAACCUGGGUGCCUCUUAUCGAGAAGGCCUAUGCCAAGGCGCAUGGUGACUAUGCGGCGCUGGCAGGGGGCUGGAUUGGAGAGGGUCUGGAGGAUCUUUCUGGUGGGGUGACGAUGGAAUUGUUCACAUCAGACAUCCUUGACCUGGACGUGUUUUGGGAUUCGGUCCUUUCCCAAGUCAAUCAGGAGUUCUUACUUGGUGCUUCGACGGGUUUCUUGGAUGGUGGGUAUGGCGAGCGUGAUGGCAUAUCAGAGGGCCAUGCUUACAUUGUUGUGGCAGCCCAUACUCUGAAGUCGGGUCAGCGGUUACUGAAGCUUCGGAAUCCAUGGGCCCACGUACGAAAGGGCAUCUGGGAAGGUGCGUGGAGCGACGGCUCUAAGGAGUGGACACCUGAAAUCCAGAAGGAACUCGACCAUCAGUUCGGCAGCGACUCGGUCUUCUGGAUCUCGUUGGAUGACUUUAUGCGCAAAUACUCUCACCUCGACCGCACCAGGCUCUUUCGGGAACCGGAUUGGCGGUGCAUCCAGAGCUGGAUCAGUGUCAAUGUGCCAUGGAUAGCAUGCUACCGCGAGCGAUUUCGUGUUGCCCUGACCCAGGAGUCCCCAGUUGUUGUCGCCGUCUCACAACUCGACAGACGUUAUUUCAACGGCCUGCAUGGUCAAUAUUCCUUCCAUCUUGAAUUCCGUAUAGACCAAGACGGAAGCGGAAGAGUUCGGCGACGUAUCGUACAGUCUCACGGAAACUAUCUGAUGGCACGUUCGGCUGCCGCAGAGCUUCCGGAUCUGAUGCCCGGUACCUAUAUUGUGUGCGUCCGAGUCUCUGCUGAGAGAGACAACUCGCUGGAGUCGGUUGACGAAGUGAUAAAGCAAGAGUGCAAAGCCAGGACAGAGAAUCCUAAGCUGGCACAGGUAGGGUUUGCUUACGACGUAGCCCAUAGCAAGGCUCAACACUACAUCACCGAAUUCAACCGUUUAGAUAAGAAAAGAAAACAAGAGUCAGCAUCGAGAUGCCGUAAAAGGACUCGGCGUCUAGCUUGGAAGAAGCGCCACACCAGAGGUGAAAUUCUCAAGACGCAGAAGCGAAAAGAUGACGCGAAGAGAAGAAUCGACCAAGGACCAUCCGCUAUGAGAACUGUAGUUGAGUCAAGGAAGGACAUCGAGGGUGACGUACGAAGAACUGAAGGGGCAAGCGAAACCGUCACCGUUCGACAUGUCGACACAGACAAUGUCAAAAUUAUCUUACCCUGCAGGGGACGAAUUGAUAGCUGCAAUAGUGAGCCUAGAGAGCCCACGGGAGAAGAUAAGUCUAUCAGAAAGAUGCCGACGACGAACUGGUCAGCCGGGAUGAGUAAAAACCAUGAGGCUAGCGAUUCUUCAGAUUCUCCGACCGAUAAUUGGGAACAGCUUUACAGCAGCGACAACACUACCCAUUCUAUAGGAGAGGAACUCAACAAUGCACUGCGUCGAAGGACAAGGUGCAGUCACAUCAUCGGCAGGGACACAGAAGCCAACAGUACGGAGAGCGAGGACUCGGAUGGAGGUUCAGUACGGACCCCUUGGGAUGCUGUGUGUUGUCUAGGUAUUCGAGUCUACUCCAAAGACGAAAACCUCACCCUCGAGACCAUUUUGGGCGAUGAUUAG
Messenger RNA from Fusarium coffeatum, 2433 nucleotides. RefSeq lists its product as uncharacterized. The transcript is spliced from 4 exons. Gene Ontology annotation, molecular function: calcium-dependent cysteine-type endopeptidase activity. Gene Ontology annotation, biological process: proteolysis. The coding region runs from base 1 to 2433 and encodes 810 amino acids. Lineage: Eukaryota; Fungi; Ascomycota; Sordariomycetes; Hypocreales; Nectriaceae. The record is from RefSeq and is a predicted model, not a curated record. Gene Ontology annotation, cellular component: cytoplasm.